CGCCUUGGAAACUGUUGCUGGGGACGCUGCUUCCAGUUACCAGGAAGUUGUUGUUAGCGACUAAACUGCAAAGAUUAAAGAUGGCCGAUAGUCUGGAGCUCGGAGACAGUGGCACGAAGAAAGCUGCAGCCAAGACGGGCCGUAGAGCACGUCACUCACAGGGGCUUCAGCAAGAUGAAGCUCGAAAUAGGAAAGAAUCCACGUCAGCAUCUGCUGGAGAGGAAGAAGAGGAUGAAGACGAGGGACCCCCAACAAAACCCCCUCUCCGCCAAGGAGGCUGGGCAGAUGACACCCCUGGCUCUGCCAAGUCUGGAAGAAGACCAGCGGCUGACGAGGUUGAGGAUAGACGUUUGAGACCGCAAACCCCAGAGGGCUCUGACGAUGAAGGAGAUAUCCCAGUAAUCCCGGACCUUGAAGAUGUUCAAGAAGAGGACCUCACAAUGCAGGUUGCAGCUCCACCCAGCAUACAGGUUAACAGGGUGAUGACUUACCUCGACCUGGACAAUGAUCUCAUGAAACAUUCGGCUUUUCAGACAUUGGAUGGAGAAAUUGACCUAAAACUUCUCACUAAAGUAUUGGCACCAGAGCAGGAAGUCAGAGAGGAGGAUGUUGGCUGGAACUGGGAUCAUUUGUUUACUGAGGUAUCUUCAGAGCUGAUGACUGAAUGGGAUCAAGGGGACAAGGAGGACCACAAACAAAUGCCCUUGCUUGCCUGAUUUUAAAUGAUAUAAAGUUUGGGUUACUUGUAUAAAUAUGCUGAAAAUAGGACUCUGCAUUUGCUUUCACACUUCUGUCCUAAGCAGAGGCAUUUGCCACUUGGUACCAAAAGGGGAUGAUAACAAAAUAUUUCUUUAUCUCCUUAGCAUUUGUGUAUAUAUAUAUAUAUAUUUAUAUAGCACAUGUAUUCAUGUCUAAUUUAACCUCUUAAAAACAAUGUACUUGUUUGUUUGUUUAUUUUUAAUAUGGUUGAUAAAAGUGGGGUUGCUGUGAAUAAAUCUUCAUUUUUGGAUGGUAGCAGGAUGUCACUGCUUCGAUUUUCAGUAUGCAGAGCCUGGCUUUCAAGCACAGCUAUAAAGUUUUGUCAGAUAUUCAAAAACAAAAGCGUAUAAGAAAACUGUUUUGGAGACAGCAGAAAUACAUUUUAUUCUAUUGUUCUA
Molecule: messenger RNA, 1157 nt
Organism: Acipenser ruthenus (sterlet)
Lineage: Eukaryota; Metazoa; Chordata; Actinopteri; Acipenseriformes; Acipenseridae
Product: intraflagellar transport protein 43 homolog A-like
Exons: 10
Coding region: 81-716 (211 amino acids)
Biological process (GO): intraciliary retrograde transport
Cellular component (GO): intraciliary transport particle A; cilium
Source: RefSeq, a predicted model, not a curated record